AUGGCGUCGAAUCCUAUGCCCGCCAGCUUCUUGACGAGGGCCAAUGCCUUGUUCAGAAAGAACUUAACCUUUCAGAAACGAAACAUAUGGAGCAAUGUUCGGCUCAUCGUGAUCCCUUUGUACCUCUGCCUAGUUCUUGUGGCCAUUCAAGCUCUGUUCAACACACAGGUCAUUAACUCUGUGGAUAAUCGAUGCGGUUGCAAAUGCAUUGACGAAAACAAUGGAGAUGGUAAAUGCGAAAGGAAGAGUUGCGGUGCAGAAUAUUCAUCUCCAAACCAAGCCUUCUUUUGUGCUUUCCCCAACCCUCCACCAUUACCUCCAUUGUUACAUAUCCCGAGUUCCGUACUUGAUAGUAACUUGUGCAGCCUAACCACCGGAUCUUGUCAUGUGAAAAUACUUGUUACUGGAAGUAAUCAUACCCUUGGAGCAACUAUAUCUCAGAAUCUGCUGCCUACUUAUUUCGCGGUUAACUCCUCCGAGGAUUUCUUUCCUAUGCUAGCAUAUAAUGCCUUGGCAAGUUCUGAGAUUCUAGGUACAACAUCAGAGGUAGCCUACACCAAUUAUUUCGAUCCAGGGAUUCACUCAGAUGCUCCAAUCUUCAACAUCCAACGUCGAUGCGCUCCAAACACUACAUUAUCAUCAUUCUCCUUCCGACAACCACCUCUUGAGUUUCAUAAAGCAGAGCAAAGAUGUGUUCGAGGAUUGAAUCAAUGGAGGAACAACUCCAUUGAGGUCAACCAUGAAAUCUUCAAGGGAUAUCAGAAGAAAAAUCUGCGGAUUGCAGCAUACGAUCUCUUGGACACCAAUAGAAACCACUUCAAUGUGACUAUAUGGUACAACUCUAAAUACAAAUUUGACCUAAAUGAUAGGCGUGUCAAGUUUGUCCGAGUUCCUCGCUCAGUCAACUUGGUUUCAAAUGCUUAUCUUCAGUUCUUGCAAGGCCCAGGGACAAAAAUUUUAUUCGAUUUUGUGAAAGAAAUGCCCAAACAAGAAACUAGGCUUCGACUGGACGUGGCAUCUCUCAUUGGUCCCCUUUUCUUCACAUGGGCUAUUCUUCUUCUGUUCCCAGUGAUCUUGACCUCGUUGGUGUAUGAGAAGCAGCAGCGUCUGAGAAUUAUAAUGAAAAUGCACGGCCUAGGAGAUGGUCCAUACUGGAUGAUAUCCUACGUAUAUUUUCUCAUCAUAUCCACAUUAUACAUUAUAAGCUUGAUGAUAUUUGGAUCAGCAAUAGUUUCCUCAGCAUUUUCAAAAGUUGAGACUGCAUCAGUUGGUUCUUACAUGCACGUCUUUGGAUCUGGGCUCUUGGGUGCAUUUCUCUUCCAGUUUCUGCUUGAAGAUGUAUCAUUUCCCAGAAGCUGGAUUUUUGUCAUGGAGUUGUAUCCAGGCUUCUCUUUAUACCGUGGCUUGUACGAGUUCUCCACAUACUCUUUUCAGAAAAACCUGAAUGGUAGAGAUGGAAUGAAGUGGAAAGAUUUCACUAGCAGUGCAAUGGAUGAAGUUUUCUUCAUCAUUAUCGUUGAGUGGUUUAUGGCGCUCACUGCAACAUACUAUAUUGAUAGGGGUUCUUUAUCCGUGAAAGGCUCCUUUUUAUUCUUGAGGAUCCCUUUCAAGAAAUCUCCUUCUCCACAAAAGACUACUCUGUCCAUGCAGAGCUCUUCAGUUACCGUGGAAAUGGAGAAACUAGAUGUCACUCAAGAGGUCUUACAACAAUGA
Eruca vesicaria subsp. sativa (arugula) is the source of this 1713-nucleotide messenger RNA. The record is from the annotation of a GenBank genome assembly. Lineage: Eukaryota; Viridiplantae; Streptophyta; Magnoliopsida; Brassicales; Brassicaceae.